This is a messenger RNA of Leishmania mexicana MHOM/GT/2001/U1103, 693 nucleotides long. RefSeq lists its product as hypothetical. The record is from RefSeq and is a predicted model, not a curated record. Gene Ontology annotation, cellular component: cytoplasm. Gene Ontology annotation, biological process: glutathione catabolic process. Bases 1 to 693 code for a protein of 230 amino acids. The transcript has a single exon. Lineage: Eukaryota; Euglenozoa; Kinetoplastea; Trypanosomatida; Trypanosomatidae. Gene Ontology annotation, molecular function: gamma-glutamylcyclotransferase activity; glutathione specific gamma-glutamylcyclotransferase activity.
AUGUCAUCCUCAGCGGCACUGACACGAAGGAAAACGCGCUACCAUGAGCAGUUUGGCCUUCCGUCCUUCGACGAUCAUGUCUUCGUCGUCUUCGGCUACGGCUCCAUCUUGUGGAAGCAGAACUUCGAGUUCGACGCGGAGUACGAGGCGUACAUCAAGGGUUACAAGCGCGUUUUCUACCAGGGCUCACGCGAUCACCGCGGGGUGCCGGGCAAGCCGGGCCGUGUGGUGACGCUGCUGCCCUCGGAGGACAAGGAGCAGCGCGUGUACGGCAAGGCGUACCAACUGCCGGCGGACCCUGAGAAGCUGAACACGAUCUUCCAGGCGCUGGAUGUGCGCGAGAAAGGUGGAUAUGAGCGCCUCUUCGUGACCAUCUACGACGCCCACCCGUCGCUCGCCGCCGUCGGCGGCGAGGACCGCCCGCUAAAAUUGGCAGACAAGGGCAUGGACACGCCCAGCAAGGCGAUGGUGUGCCUGUGCUACAACGCCACCGAGGACAACGCCGACUACCUCGGUCCUGCCACGAUGGAGGCCAUGGCACGUCAGAUCCUGAACAGUACUGGGCAGAGCGGGCCGAACCGUGAGUACUUAUACAACCUCGACCGUGCGCUGCGGGACAUGGGGGCGGCAGACCCGCACGUCUUCGAGCUCGCGGCGCUGGUGAGGCAGCUGGAGGUCGAGUGUCCGCCGUAA